Messenger RNA from Schizophyllum commune H4-8, 369 nucleotides. RefSeq names its product ankyrin repeat protein. The annotation marks the transcript as partial. Gene Ontology annotation, molecular function: protein binding. The transcript has a single exon. The record is from RefSeq and is a predicted model, not a curated record. NCBI's taxonomy places the organism in Eukaryota, Fungi, Basidiomycota, Agaricomycetes, Agaricales, Schizophyllaceae.
AUGGUAGCGGCAGAGUACGGUCGAGAGGACAUUGCUCGCUUGCUCCUCGACAAGGGCGCGCGUGUUGAGGAUCCUAACAAAGCCGGCUGGACCGCUCUGCACUUGGCGACUAAAGCAGGACAUCUCGGUACUGCCCGCUUGCUCCUGGAGUACGGCGCAUCCGUCAGCGCGCGAAGCAACGUGCAAGACACGCCGCUGACGGUAGCGGCACAGUACGGAUGGGAGAACAUCGCUCGUCUGCUCCUCGACGAGGGCGCGCACAUCGAGGAGAGUGAGGAGAACAAUUAUACUUCCCUUCAUUUCGCCGCCAGAGAGGGACACCUCGGCGUCGUCACCUUGCUUCUUGCGCGGGGCAUCGCCAUCUCCGCU